This is a messenger RNA of Condylostylus longicornis, 2026 nucleotides long. RefSeq lists its product as uncharacterized. NCBI's taxonomy places the organism in Eukaryota, Metazoa, Arthropoda, Insecta, Diptera, Dolichopodidae. The annotation marks the transcript as partial. The transcript is spliced from 2 exons. Gene Ontology annotation, molecular function: catalytic activity. The record is from RefSeq and is a predicted model, not a curated record.
UAUACAAAAGGGUAUAAUAGGUUUUAAUCCAGUUAAUGAAAGAAUCUGCACCUUAAGAAUCAAGGGAAAAUUUAAUAAUAUAUGUCUAAUAUCAGCGUAUGCACCUACAGAGGAGGCGAGUGAAACAAUAAAAGAGGUUUUCUAUGACGAACUAAGUCUUGUAUGCGAAAGGGUGUCAAAAUAUGAUACAAUUAUUAUAAUGGGCGAUUUUAACGCAAAAAUAGGCAAGGAAGAGCUGGCACAACGGGUUGCUGGAAAAUUUUCAAUGCACGAAGAAACAAGCGAAAAUGGACACCGAUUAUUACAAUUCGCGAGCGAAACAUCGUUAAAAAUUAAAAGUACGUCGUUUAAGAGAAAAGAAAUACAUAAAGGUACAUGGAAAAUACCUGGUACAAAUCUAGCGAACCAAAUAGAUCACGUACUAAUAUCCACAAGAUGGUCAUCAUCAAUAAUUGAUGUAAGAAGCUGUAGAGGUGCAAACUGCGAUAGCGAUCACUAUCUAGUUAAAACCAUACUACGACAAAGAAUAUCAAACGUAGCAAAAAAUAGAGGAGUACGAAGAGUCAAAUGGGAUAGUGACAAAUUAAAAGACAAUGAAAUAACUCAGCAAUUUCAAAACUCCGUCAAGAAUCUUAUGCAUGAAACAGACUAUAUAUUUGAAAAUAUAGAUGAUGAAUGGAAUGAAAUUGAAACGGCCUUAAUUGAAAGCGCCAGAAAUGUUAUCGGACAAAAACAAAUGCAAAGAAAUGCCGAAUGGUUUGAUAAUGAAUGUAGAGAAGCCAUAAAAAUAAAAAAUGAAACGCGACAAAAAACUCUACAAAGAUGUACAAGAGCAAAUAUGGAGAAUUAUACAGAAAAGAGACGAAUAGCUACAAAAUUAUGCCGAAAUAAGAAAAAAUUAUAUAUGAAAGAAAAAGUAAGUCAAAUACAAAAUGACUACAAUCAUGGAAACAUCCGAAAAUUUUACAAAGAUAUUAACUACGCAGCUAACAACUUCCAGCCGAAACUAGCAUUAUGUAAAGAUAAAGAUGGAAAAAUGAUUACAGAAGAAAAUGAAAUCAUAAAACGAUGGGCAGAGCACUUUAAAGACACAUUGAACAAAACAACAGAGGAAAGUCAAGAAGAUGAAAAUAUAAUAUAUACUGCUGAACCCCUAAUAGACACACCAUCAAUGAGUGACGUAAAAAACGCAAUAAAUAAGCUAAAACACAACAAGGCGCCAGGCGAAGACGCAAUAACAGCUGAGCUGUUAUGUAAAGGAGGUGAACAUUUAUUUAAGAAAUUACAUAAUCUAAUAUGUAAUGUAUGGUUACAAGAGACUAUACCUGAAAAAUGGCGCAUUAGUAUUUUAAGACCAAUACACAAAAAAGGGGAUAAAACUGAGUGCAAUAAUUACAGAGGUAUUAUGCUAUUGAAUGCUGCAUACAAGGUGCUGUCUAAUAUACUGUAUGAGAAAAUUAGACCUUACUACGAAGAAAUUAUAGGCGAAUAUCAGUGUGGGUUCAGAAAUCAGAGGUCGACUGUUGAUCAAAUUUAUCUAUUAAAGCAAAAUAUGGAAAAAUGUUACGAAUUUGGUCAAGAUCUACAUAUACUAUUUAUUGAUUUUCAACAAGCCUUUGACGGUGUAAAUAGAAACAAAAUUGUACAAUCACUAUUAGGACUUGGUAUACCCAGAAAAUUAGCAAAUCUUACUAUGGCAACGAUGGUUGGGUCAAAAGCGAAGGUAAUGAUACAGAAUUCGGUGUCAGAUAAUUUUGAAAUUCAAUUAGGAGUACGACAGGGUGAUGCAUUAUCAGCUAUGCUAUUUAACAUAGUAUUGGAAAAGGCUAUAGGAGAAAUGGAUGGGGGUGGAAAUAUUUUUACAAAGUCCCAUCAAAUAAUUGCAUACGCUGAUGAUAUAGCAAUCAUAUCAAAAAAUUACAGGACUCUAGUUGAAACAUUCAACACAGAAGAACCGCCUAAAAUAUCACCAUCAACGAACACAAUUUUGAGGGUGUUACACAUUUCACUUACUUGGGAGUAUUAA